CGGCCAGCCAAUCAUCUGCCGGCUGCGCAGUUCCACGGAGAAAUGAUAACUGCCCACUGCUGAACACAACCGCAUCUUCGCUGGACAUUUGGGUACCAAAGAGGAAACAGGUCGCCGUGUGACCGGGGCACAAACCAGCGGGAGCAGCCAUGAGGGAAAUCGUACAUAUUCAGGCUGGUCAGUGUGGAAACCAGAUAGGUGCCAAGUUCUGGGAAGUGAUCAGUGAUGAACACGGCAUCGACCCCACGGGCAGUUACCACGGAGACAGCGACCUGCAGCUGGAGAGAAUAAACGUAUACUACAAUGAAGCAAUCGGCAACAAAUUUGUCCCGCGUGCCAUCCUCGUGGACCUGGAACCCGGGACGAUGGACUCGGUCAGAUCCGGUCCAUUUGGUCACAUUUUCCGACCAGAUAACUUCGUGUUCGGACAGAGUGGAGCAGGUAAUAACUGGGCUAAAGGUCACUACACAGAAGGGGCGGAGCUUGUGGACUCAGUGCUGGAUGUGGUGAGGAAGGAGGCAGAGAGUUGUGACUGUCUGCAGGGUUUCCAGCUCACACACUCCCUGGGUGGGGGUACUGGCUCGGGUAUGGGUACCCUGCUGAUCAGCAAGAUCCGUGAAGAGUACCCCGACCGCAUCAUGAACACCUUCAGCGUCAUGCCCUCGCCCAAAGUGUCAGACACAGUGGUGGAGCCCUAUAACGCGACGCUCUCUGUGCACCAACUGGUGGAGAACACAGACGAGACAUACAGCAUCGACAAUGAGGCGCUCUACGACAUCUGCUUCCGCACGCUCAAGCUGACCACGCCCACCUACGGGGACCUUAACCACCUGGUGUCAGCCACCAUGAGCGGCGUUACCACCUGCCUGCGAUUCCCAGGACAGCUGAAUGCUGACCUCCGAAAGCUGGCUGUCAACAUGGUGCCCUUCCCCCGUCUGCAUUUCUUCAUGCCGGGCUUCUCACCUCUGACCAGCAGGGGGAGCCAGCAGUACCGUGCCCUCACCGUGCCGGAGCUCACGCAACAGAUGUUUGAUGCCAAGAACAUGAUGGCGGCCUGUGACCCACGUCAUGGCCGCUACCUCACCGUGGCAGCAAUAUUCCGUGGUCGUAUGUCCAUGAAGGAGGUGGACGAGCAGAUGUUGAAUGUCCAGAACAAGAACAGUAGCUACUUCGUGGAGUGGAUCCCCAACAACGUGAAGACCGCCGUCUGUGACAUCCCACCUCGUGGCCUCAAGAUGUCUGCCACCUUCAUUGGCAAUAGCACGGCCAUCCAGGAGCUCUUCAGGAGGAUCUCCGAGCAGUUCACCGCCAUGUUCCGCCGCAAGGCCUUCUUGCACUGGUACACCGGUGAGGGUAUGGAUGAGAUGGAGUUCACCGAGGCCGAGAGUAAUAUGAAUGACCUGGUUUCUGAAUACCAGCAGUACCAGGACGCCACGGCAGAUGAGCAGGGCGAGUUUGAGGAAGAUGAGCUCGACGAUGAGGCGUGACAUCACAGCUGGCCGUGCCCAUUUGACAGCACACAGAUUCAUAGCCUUUAAAACAAUCAACCUAAUGUGCUAAGAGGAACAAUUUUGCUUAUUCAGAAUUUUGGCCUGUUUGUGGAAAGAAGAGUCCAUGGGCCGCCAUCAAAAACUCCAUGCAAUCAAUGUCUAGCAUUCCUGCCGCUUUCACCUCAAUAUUUUAGCGAAGCGCUUGUGUCAGUUGUACAGAAGUACAGCUUUGGCUUACUGGCCCGUUUUUCAUAAAUCGUGCCAUUUUUAGACACUAUGCCUCAGUCCAGUACUGAAAUCUGUUAAGACAAUUUCCUGUGUGGUACUAGAGGUUGCAAAAGAAGUUUCUGACAAUUAGACUGUUAGCAAUAACAUGGGAAACCAUCUCAUGCUAUACAUAUGCGGUUGCACUAAUGAAAUAAAUAUUGGCAUUAAU
Paramormyrops kingsleyae is the source of this 1926-nucleotide messenger RNA. RefSeq names its product tubulin beta-2A chain. Gene Ontology annotation, biological process: microtubule-based process. Gene Ontology annotation, molecular function: GTP binding; GTPase activity; structural constituent of cytoskeleton. NCBI's taxonomy places the organism in Eukaryota, Metazoa, Chordata, Actinopteri, Osteoglossiformes, Mormyridae. Gene Ontology annotation, cellular component: microtubule. The record is from RefSeq and is a predicted model, not a curated record.